Messenger RNA from Quercus lobata, 753 nucleotides. RefSeq lists its product as uncharacterized. Bases 1 to 753 code for a protein of 250 amino acids. The record is from RefSeq and is a predicted model, not a curated record. The transcript has a single exon. NCBI's taxonomy places the organism in Eukaryota, Viridiplantae, Streptophyta, Magnoliopsida, Fagales, Fagaceae.
AUGGAGAGAGAAAACUUGAAGCGCUCUGAUGAGGAAGCUGAUACUCUGGCCCGUAGCACAAAGAAAUUCAAAGAUAGCCAUCAGGCAGCAAAUGAUAUGGAAGAUAAUUUACAUUACAAGGCAGGUAGCUACAGAGAUAAGUUGGUGGGAUCAAUCCCUGGAGCUUUUGGAUUUGCUUGUGACAUGCAAGAAGAUUUAGAGUCUGAUGAUGAAGAAGAACAAGCAGAAGAGGGCUGCCUCAGAGUGUGCUUCUCCAGGGAUGAAAAAUCCCAUAUGAGAGCACCCUGGCAUCAAGCACUCAUAAUCAAACCUUUUGGGCGAAAGGUGGGUUACACUUUCCUUGCUGCCAAGAUUCGGAGCAUGUGGAAUCCAAGGGGAGGAAUGGACUGCAUUGAUUUGGGAUUUGAUUUUUAUCUCAUUAAAUUUGAGAACAGAGAGGAUGUGGACAACAUUCUUAAGGGAGGCCCUUGGUUUACAGGGCAACACUUCCUUGCCAUUAGACAAUGGGAACUUGAAUUCCAUGCAUCUACAGCUACUCUCUCUUCAGUUGCAGUGUGGAUUAGGCUACCGGAAUUACCUAUAGAGUUCUAUGAGUAUAAUGCGUUGAUGAAGAUAGGCAGAGCUAUUGGUCCUGUUCUACGAAUUGAUGCUAACACUGCCAAUGGAGUUAGAGGGCAUUUUGCUCACCUAUGUGUCCAGGUUAACCUUGACAAACCUCUGCCUAAGUCCAUCUAUUUGGGGCGGCUGAAGUAG